GAUUCGGAGGAUAGUCGCGACCGAUCAUAGCUGGCGCGUCGAUCGGGGAUCAACGGGGAGAGAGAGCUGCUGCCGUUGCCGCUUUACUACUGUCGUUGCUACUGCUGCUAGCGCUGCUGGUGCGCUCUCGUGCGGGCUUCUCUAUUACACGAUUACCGGGUUGUGACGCGCGUGCGGGCCAACGAAGCAAAGCGACGGAGAGAGAGACGGCGAGCGAGAGCGAAAGAGAAAGAGAGAGGGAGAGCGAGAGAGAGAGAGAGAGAGAGCGAGCGAAGAGAUUCCUCGCACGUUCCUAAACUUCUCUCGGAUACAAAAUACACUCUCUCUCAACCGAGUGCCUGCAACGGAUGACUGUAGCAUUCUACCGGGCGGCAAGUGUUGUGACAUCCGUCGUUAAACGCGUAGUGAGAAAUAAGCGGCUCGCCGUGAAAUAGUGUUCGGUGCCCGAGAAUAUAGUGGAGUAUUACGGGAUUCAGUGUCACGUUUAUUCAACGCUUGAGGUGUGUGCGUGCGCGCUCCGCUAGGAUCCACCGGGAUCGGAUUUUCAUUUUUACAUGUAUACAUAUCGAUCUGUCAGUAGGGCGAGGAUCGAUCAGCCGGUGUGUUGGAUCGGUGUAUUCGAUGAUUGUGAAGCGAAACGAUGCAGAAUAAAAGAAUCAGGCUUUUCGGCCAAGUGAGAAACGCGAACGUACGCCAGGCUCGUUGACACUUGUAAUCGAACCUCUCUCUAUACCGGUCGAAUCGUCAACACGCGUCACUAGCACCGCCACCGUCAGUACACGCCGGUACUGCCGCCGCGACUAGUGCUACGCAACUACUAGCGCAACAACAACAACGAAAACAACUAGCACCAGUUGGUUCGCUCUUCGUUGGCGAAGCGCGGGGGCGGCGGGGGCGGGGGAGAAACCACCCUGCCCGCUACGCUAUCUACACCCACGCCUCUCGAACCCUGCAUGUGCACGCGUCAUAUCGUUUUUGCCUCGUGUCGCUCUAUUACACCGCGAUAACGUAUGCUCGGUGCACAAGUCCAACUAAAACAAAAUAUUCGCGCGGGAGUAAGAGCGAGAAACAAAAAGUUUCAACGCGAUAUUGAAAAGAAAGAGGAGGGGGGGGGAGGGGGAACGCGGCAUCGAGGGUGGGAGAAACAGCAAAAUUAUUCGGAUCUAGUAUCUGUCUUUUGAAAUACGUUUUUCGUGUUUUGUGCGUGCGGGGCUCGAACCCGGUUACGAUUCUCCGUUUAUAAACGUCAUUUAUACCCACAAGUAUAUACGAGCAAACAAUAAAAUGCAACAGAGAUAGAGAGAGGAGAAAAAAUAACUUCAGACUUAAAACAGGGAAAAGACGUAACGAAAAUGAACUUCAGCCUCCCAUACCAAAAGAUUGAUAAAUAAGAUAUCAUUUUCGAAAUACUCAUCGAUCGAAUAUUUACAGUGGCAAAAGUGCAUAAAGCGGUGGUUUUUUCUUGUUAGUUCUUCGAGAGUGCGACUGUUUUUAUCACCAGUGACUGUGCACCUCGCCAGUGCUGUGGAUACAACAAAAUUUCACGUAUUACCUCAAACCUCAAUAAUAUUAUAUCGUUAAGUGAUUGCUCGAAGGUGACGAGUGAAUAAAACAACGACACGAUGCUAGCGUAGCGGAUUUCGCAAAUCACGGCCCUAAGUGGCCGACACAACAUGUCACAGUUCUCCUACAGAGGAUCACCGAACUUGCAGUGUCCUGCAGUGACAACAGUGAGCGGAUCGUCGUUGGCCUCGUCGUCACCGUCGCCGGCAGCAACGGUCAAAUCAUUGCUGAGUGGUAACGGCGCGGGCGCGAGUGCCGGAAGUGCGUCGAGUAGCGUAAGCGGAUUGCAUCAAUUGAGCGGCGUGCAACAACAAUCGGGAAGAAUGGCAGUCACGAGCGGAGUAGUCAGGCCGGCGCCGGGGAGUCCGACGUCCUCGGUAAGUCCGUCGCAACCCGGACACGGAGUUACCGCGACGGCAACGUCUUCCGGCGGUGGUCCAACCGGAGGGAGAUGCUGCGACACCGGCCGGCCCCUCUUCACCGAUCCGAUAAGCGGCCAGACCGUUUGUUCUUGUCAAUAUGACAUUAUCGGAGGCUAUGGACGACUCGGUGGCUUGCCACCGAGUGCGUUAUCGAUGUACAGCGCACCUUACGCGGCGGCAGCUGCCGCCGCAGCGUCCGAGGGUAUUACCGCCUACUUUCCUUCCCUCGGGGCUGAACAACCACCUUUCUACACGUCCACGGCAGCGGGACUGGAAGGAUUGAAGGACAACCUGGGAGCCGGUGCCGCAGCGGGCUGGCCGUACCCAUCGGUUUACCAUCCUUACGACGCAGCGUUUGCAAGCUAUCCCUUCAACGGUUACGGAAUGGAUUUGAACGGAGCGAGACGGAAGAACGCGACUCGAGAAACGACGAGUACUCUAAAGGCGUGGCUCAACGACCACAAGAAAAAUCCUUAUCCGACGAAGGGUGAGAAAAUAAUGCUCGCGAUAAUCACGAAGAUGACGCUGACCCAGGUGUCGACGUGGUUCGCGAACGCUCGGAGACGGCUAAAAAAGGAGAAUAAAAUGACGUGGGAGCCGCGAAACCGGGUUGAGGAUGAGGACAAUAAUAAUGACGACGAUGACAGCGGGAGAAAGAGCGUCGAUGAUAAGGAUCGAUUAGCAGACUCGAAAGAUUCGGGAACCGGUUCGAGCGAGGACGGUGAGAGGCCGGCGCAUCGUUUAGAUCUGCUGCACGGAGGCUCGGGAGGUCCGGGAAUGUUGCAGGGUAGAACUGAAAGCGAGUGGAGCGAGUCGCGGGCCGAUAGCGGUCCUGAUAGUCCGGAGUGCCUGUACGAUCAACGGGAGCCCCGCCAUCCGCUGCAUCUCCAUCAGCAACAACAGCAGCAGCACCAGCACCAGCACCAGCACCAGCAGCAGCAGCAGCAGCAGCAACAUUCGCACCAUCAUCAUCAGCUUCAUCAACACGGACAUUCGCAGCAUCAUCAGUCGCAUCCGGCGUUUCUGGGUGCGGGGAUAGGGGGCGGAGGUAGCACGCGUUUGUUGCGGCACGGAUCACCCGAUGGAACUUCGCCUCACGGAGGAAUGAGCCAGGUUUUGGGUGUAACGAGUCAUCAUUUGGGAGGAAGCACGGGAAGCGCGGUGGCCUCCUCGGUCGGCAAUACGGGGGUGGUGCAACCGACGAAACCGCGAAUCUGGUCGUUAGCGGACAUGGCGAGUAAGGACGGGGAGCAUCAUUCGCCGAGCGUCGCCGCGUUGAGCGGUCUUUCCUCCGUUUACGCGGGAAACGCGGCCGGAGCUGGAGGCGGCAACGGAGGCGGAAAGAUCGUGAGCCCUCUGGCGAGUAGACUGCAGCCCCAUCAUCCGUUGCACCCGGCGAUGCACGCGGUCGGCCAAUUCGUCCGCCCGCAUCCGGACUUUUAUCGUAAUUUUUACGGAGCCUCGCAUCUCAGCGCUGGCGCUGACAUGUCACUCCUCGAAACGUAUUCGAGAACGUUGGGCGGUCUUGGCGGAGUAAUAGCCCCGUCGGGUGGUGCACCACCGGGUAUGUCCUCGAGUACGGUAGCCUCGUCGGUAGCGGCAGCCGCGGCUGCGGCGGCUGCAGCUGCGGCAGCAGCAGCGACCUCCGGCGGUGGGGCCUCGUCGAGCUCAUCUUCGUCAACCUCAAGUAAUCAUAAAAGUUUCGCGAUAAACGGCAGCGCCGGUUCCAAUCCUACGAACGUGGCGUCCGGUACCGGCGGAGGAGGAGGAGGAGGAGGAGGCGUGCUGUUGACAACGGUGUCAUCGGGAAUAUCGCCCUCGAGUUCGUCAUCCGCGUCCUCCGGAGGAUCGGAUCAGUCGCCUCACCCAGCGAACAGUCAUCCACCGUCGGAGCUCAAGUCACCCGGACGAGUGUGAUUUCCUGAGGGACGUUAGUAUAACAAAGGAAAAUAAAAUGGCGGUAAGAAUGGCGAAAGUAAAAGCAAGACCAAUCGAGAGAGCAAUUCAAACGCCUGGAUAUUUCGGGGUCCCCAAUCGCGCAAAGUUCAAUCAUGAAAGGGAGAGUGCGCGAGAAGGGGGACCCCUCGUCGCUGACAAUAACAGACUAAAAAUCUUGUAAUUAGUGUACAGUUCAUAAAGACUUUCCGUGUCCCGUUUCGUUCCUCGCGGAGAUCCGAUCGGUAUAUAUCCAGCCGCGAAAUCAAAAAUAAAAAUCACCAUCUUUUAGCCAGACUACCUCUUUCGCGGACCAUCUUAAAUCCUCCAUUAUCACCCACCUUUCACUAUCAUCAAACCCAGAUCCUUCCACUCGUCCGAACAUCCGCGAGUAACGAACAAACAACAAAUACGAAAAAAAUAAACAAAAAUUCCUUAGGUACGCAGUUAUCACACGACAGUCAUAGUCCGCAUGGAUAUCAAAUGCGUUCCGCUCCGAUGUACGAUAUAGGCUCAGACCUAUAAGUAUAAAUAUUAUAUAUAUAUAUAUAUAUAUAUACAAAAAAUGUAUAUGCAGACGUACGUGUAUAUAUACCUGUGUCUGUACAUAGUACGAUACAUCAAAUGACGACAACUAUGUACGAACCAUGUAUUUAUGCACGUAUAUGCACAUCGAUAUUAUACAGAUAGCGUUUAUUAUUAUUAUUAUUAUUAUUAUCAUUAUUAUUGUUGUUAUCGGCGUUACGAUGACGGUGAUAAUGAUUACUAUUAUGAUCAUUAUUAUAUAUUAUUUAUGCGUUUGUAAAUAGUAGUCGAGUGGCUGGCUGUGACAGUCACGCCUCAUACCCUUUUCCUCUUUCCUCGCUACAUUCCCCUCGUCCUUCCUCCCCCUCCCCAGGCCCCAAUCUCCCCAAACCCCCGUGUAUGUAUUGUAUGUAGAAUAGGUACAUGAUUAUUAUACCACCUGAAUUAUAAUCCGUGCUAAUAAUGCAAGACGACGACGACGACGACGACGACGACGUUGAUGAUAAUGAUGAUGAUGACGGUGAUGGUGAUGAUGAUGAUGAUGAUGAUCAUGACACGAUGAUAAUGAUUAUAUUACUAUACGAAGAUUAAAACGGAUACAAAGAAUAAAACAAUAAUGAGAACACGCCGAUGACAACGACGACGAAUACUGUGACGACCUUUAUUAUCAUUAUUAUUAAUAUUAUUAUAAUUAUAACGAUUAUUAUUGUUAUUGGAAUGUUUAACGUACUAUCGAUAAAUCGGACGGGAUCGUAGUUGGAUUCGGUAGAGGGUGCAAUUUGGCUGAUUUAUUUCAUUACUCCCCGUUGAUGCUUUUUCAAAACGUAUGAAAUAUAUAUCAUCUUUCAAGUGAAACGAUUGAAAUUUUAAAAAACGAGCAAAAGCAUACGCCUGUCCGUGGACAAUGCGAAAUAUCUACAUAUCAGAAUUUGCUCGGUUACUCAUUUGUACGCUGAAUUUUUUGAAACUACGCGCGGUGUGAACGAUGAACGCGACGGUAAGGGAGACGGAAAAUAUCGAGGGAAAAAUCAGCGUCGUAUUAUUUCGAACGAGAACAGCCACAUCGCACCUCUCUUAGUCAUUCGUAUCCAAAUUUGGUACGUCAGAGGCGUGUCCCAAUACCACAUUGGUAAGGAGGACUCGAGGGGGUGAAAAACAAGAGGGGGACGUAUAUGCAGGUCAAGCCUUUCGCAAUAAAAAGAAGAAAAAAUUGACAAAUAAAAAAAAAUGACAAAAACGAACAUUACGAAAAAUGAAAAAUGAAAA
This is a messenger RNA of Venturia canescens, 5711 nucleotides long. RefSeq names its product mirror (gene mirr). Gene Ontology annotation, molecular function: RNA polymerase II cis-regulatory region sequence-specific DNA binding; DNA-binding transcription factor activity, RNA polymerase II-specific. Gene Ontology annotation, cellular component: nucleus. Lineage: Eukaryota; Metazoa; Arthropoda; Insecta; Hymenoptera; Ichneumonidae. The transcript has 5 exons. The record is from RefSeq and is a predicted model, not a curated record. Gene Ontology annotation, biological process: regulation of transcription by RNA polymerase II; neuron differentiation; cell development. The coding region runs from base 1674 to 3902 and encodes 742 amino acids.